AUGCAGUCAGCUUCCGCAUUUCUGUUGGGGAUCUCGCUGGCCUCUGGGGUGAUCCCCACGGCAGCUUGGGACGACUUCACCGACCUCUCCGACCCAAAUUUUAUCUACCAACCCAUCUCUAUAUUCGAUGAUCGACCUCCUGAUUGUCCUCCGUGCUUCAACUGCCAGUUAGAUUCCUAUAACUGUACCCAGUACGCUCCCUGCAACAAAUACAACGGAAAAUGCUCCUGUCCCGCUGGUUUCGGAGGAGAUGAUUGUUCCAUACCGACAUGUGGCUCUCUAGCCGAUGGCGAAAAUCGUCCACCCCGAACUGGUACAACCUGUGAUUGUAAGGAUGGCUGGGGCGGUAUCAAUUGCAACGUGUGUCAACAGGACAGUGCUUGUGAUACGAUGAUGCCCGAAGGUCAGGAUGGAGUAUGCUAUAAGGAAGGCGUCACUGUUAAGCAGAAUUUCCAAAUGUGUGAUGUCACAAACCGGAAGAUUCUGGACCAGCUGGGCUCUCAAAAGCCUCAGGUCACUUCUCCUGCGACGCAGAGGAUCACACCUGCAACUUCCAUAAUCAAAGGCCCGGCUAGCUUCCGGACUACUGCGGAUGCGAAAGGUAGCAAGAGUGUGUUCUCCGAGCCCGAAAUGAACGGUCUUAUCAGUGCAGUCUUCGGCGAUCCAAGCAUUACCUUGAGUUGUAACUCGGGAGAGUGCCUGUAUAAGACCGAUCUGCCUGGCUAUUCGCGCCCUAUCAAGAAGAUCAACACCCCACUCAUUGCUGGUGUCAUUGCAGGGUGUGCCUUAUUCGUUGUUGCCAUGAUCCUCAUUAUCUGGUACCUCUCCCGUCGGGCUGCGCGCCAUAAUUAUCUUCAUCUAGCUCUAUCAGACGACUCGGACGACGACUCAACAAAACUGCUUACAGAUCACCGCCCCGCAGCAAUGUACUGGGAAGACGUUUCGUAUUAUCUCAACGGACGAGAGAUUCUCUCCAAUAUCCACGGCGCAUCAGCUCCAGGCCAGAUCACGGCCAUUAUGGGUGCCUCUGGCGCGGGAAAGACAACCUUCCUGGAUAUUCUGGCACGUAAGAAUAAGCGUGGUGCGGUUCGCGGUAACUUCUAUGUGAAUGGUGAGAAGAUCAGUGACAACGACUUCAGAGAAAUGGUUGGUUUUGUCGAUCAGGAGGACACUAUGUUGCCCACCUUGACCGUUCACGAGACUAUUCAAACUAGUGCUCUUUUGCGGUUGCCCCGGGAUAUGAGCCGGGCGGCCAAAGAGCAGAGAGUUUUGGAAGUCGAGAAGCAACUUGGAAUCUACCACAUCAGGGAUCAAUUGAUCGGAUCUGAAGAAGGCAAAGGCCGCGGUAUCUCCGGUGGUGAGAAACGCCGAGUCGGUAUUGCCUGUGAGCUGGUUACCAGCCCAAGUAUCCUGUUUUUGGAUGAGCCCACGAGUGGAUUGGAUGCCUACAACGCUUUCAAUGUCGUUGAGUGCUUGGUCACUCUCGCUAAGACGUAUAAUCGCACGGUCAUUUUCACUAUUCAUCAGCCUCGUUCAAACAUUGUUGCCCUGUUUGACCGACUUAUUUUGCUUGCCGGCGGUCGCACUGUUUACUCCGGCCCCUUUUCAUCCUGCCAACGAUAUUUCGAUCAAAUUGGAUACACUUGUCCCCCAGGCUUUAACAUCGCUGAUUAUCUUGUCGACUUGACGAUGCACGCUGGCUCUUCGCUCUCAUAUACAGAUGAGAUUGUUUCUUAUGCAGAUGGACGUCCGCCUAAGACUGCAUCAAGCAGCCUGCGAGCCAUCAAAUCAGUUGCUAGCGUCUCCAAUGUCAGCAUCGAGGAGAACUCUAGUAGCAAUACCGAGGCGGCCAGAAGACCCAAGAGUAAACGCCACGUCUCUGUGAAGCAACAGCAGGAUCGCCAGCUCUAUUCACGACGCAGAGAUACGAAGGAUCCCGAACCUCCGGCUACUCCCAAGACAGACGAAGAAGAUGCUACACUUGAUGUAGCUGAAAAUACUCAGCAAUGGCUGCGUCUGUCUCGCCAACAGGGCGGUGUCCCUCCACAGAUUCUUGAUGAUCCGGAUCAGCUUCCGCCACCCGCACCUGGUCGGACUGACCUUGAUAUUCUUGUCGACAGUUACGCGGAUUCCUAUGUUUCUCAUUCAGUUCGCGACGAAAUUUCGACGGCAGUACAAAGUGCAGAGACCGCCAACGGCUCGCAGAACUCACACCUGGAAGGCUCAGUGCCGCCAAAGAACUUUGCUCGAAUCAGCCUGGCGCGACAGUUCCUCAUUCUGUCUCAGCGCACAUGGCGCAAUCUCUAUCGAAACCCGAUGCUGAUGCUUACACACUACGCUAUUUCUAUUCUUCUCGCUGUGCUUUCAGGGUACCUUUUCUAUGGGUUGACUGAUGAUAUUAAGGGUUUCCAGAAUCGCCUGGGUCUCUUCUUCUUCAUUCUCGCACUGUUCGGGUUCAGCACUUUGACCAGUCUCACUGUGUUCUCCACUGAGCGAUUGUUAUUUGUUCGUGAACGGGCAAAUGGCUACUACCACCCCGUCACCUAUUUUGCAUCUAAAGUGAUCUUUGAUAUUGUGCCCCUGCGACUCAUCCCUCCCAUCAUCAUGGGUAUCAUUGUGUAUCCCAUGACUGGGUUGAUUCCCGCAUGGCCCGAGUUCCUUAAGUUCAUGUUGGUUCUCGUGCUGUUCAACCUUGCCGCCGCCAAUAUUUGCUUGUUUAUUGGUAUUGUGUUCCGCGAUGGCGGAGUUGCCAACUUGAUUGGCAGCUUGGUGAUGCUCUUCAGCUUGUUGUUUGCCGGUCUUUUGUUGAACCACGACGCCAUCCCCGAGUCCGCCUUGUGGCUGCAGAGUCUAUCCAUCUUCCACUAUGGUUUCGAGGCUCUCAUUGUCAAUGAGGUCACCUUCCUCACUCUCAUUGACCACAAGUAUGGUCUGGAUAUCGAGGUUCCCGGUGCCUCGAUCCUGAGUGCUUUUGGUUUCAACAAUCUUGCCUACUGGUAUGAUGUGGUUGGCCUAGCUGUCAUCUCAGGUUCCUUCAUCAUCAUCGCAUAUGCAGCCAUGCAUUUCCUGCUUGUCGAGAAGCGUUAG
Molecule: messenger RNA, 3087 nt
Organism: Penicillium malachiteum
Lineage: Eukaryota; Fungi; Ascomycota; Eurotiomycetes; Eurotiales; Aspergillaceae
Product: putative ATP-dependent permease ADP1
Exons: 4
Coding region: 1-3087 (1028 amino acids)
Cellular component (GO): membrane
Molecular function (GO): ATP binding; ABC-type transporter activity; ATP hydrolysis activity
Source: RefSeq, a predicted model, not a curated record